AUGCUUGUUGCUGGAACGGACACUAGCGCAGCUACAAUAAUUUGGGCAAUGACAGCCAUGAUGGCAAAUCCAAAUGCCAUGAAGAAAGUUCAAGCAGAAAUUAGAGAGUCGGUUGGGAAAAAGUCCAUAGUGAAUGAAGAUAACGUCCAAAAUCUUCCAUAUUUUAAAGCAGUGAUAAAAGAGACAUUUAGAUUGUAUCCAUCAGUUCCAUUGUUAGUAGCAAGAGAGACGAUGCAAACUUCCAUACUAGAAGGAUAUGAAAUUAAACCAAAAACUAUAGUUUAUGUUGACGCUUGGGCAAUUGGAAGGGAUCCUGAAAUAUGGAAAAAUCCAAAAGAAUUUAUACCUGAGAGGUUCUUGAAUAAUGAUAUUGAUUUUAAGGGACAAGAUUUUGAGUUGAUUCCAUUUGGAGCAGGUAGAAGAGGGUGCCCAGGUAUAGCACUUGGUGUGGCAAAUGUGGAACUUGUACUUUCCAAUCUUCUUUACGCUUUUGAUUGAGAGUUGCCUCAUGGGAUGAAAAUAGAAGACAUAGACACUGAUGUUUUGCCUGGAAUCAUACCACAUAAGAAAAAACCAUUGUGCCUUGUUCCUAGAAAUUAUCACUAGAAAUUGAACAAGACCAAACUCCAGUGUUUAAAUUAGUUAAAUAUGUAUGCAUAACUUUGUAAGUUAUCCAUGUUUAAUAUGGUCGUAUGGUUUUAUGUCUGUUACUUUUUGUUAUAAACUUGUAAUGGAGUAGUUAUUUCAAUAAAAUCUCUC
Molecule: messenger RNA, 759 nt
Organism: Solanum stenotomum
Lineage: Eukaryota; Viridiplantae; Streptophyta; Magnoliopsida; Solanales; Solanaceae
Product: 5-OH-xanthotoxin synthase-like
Exons: 1
Coding region: 1-498 (165 amino acids)
Molecular function (GO): oxidoreductase activity, acting on paired donors, with incorporation or reduction of molecular oxygen; heme binding; monooxygenase activity
Source: RefSeq, a predicted model, not a curated record